This is a messenger RNA of Neltuma alba, 1271 nucleotides long. RefSeq names its product transcription factor bHLH106. The record is from RefSeq and is a predicted model, not a curated record. Gene Ontology annotation, biological process: regulation of DNA-templated transcription. Lineage: Eukaryota; Viridiplantae; Streptophyta; Magnoliopsida; Fabales; Fabaceae. Gene Ontology annotation, molecular function: protein dimerization activity; DNA-binding transcription factor activity. The coding region runs from base 133 to 849 and encodes 238 amino acids. The transcript has 2 exons.
CACCACCCCAGAGAUUAUUUAGGUCGGAGGCUUGUAGGAAUAACAUAGCUGUAGAAGUUGAGGCUUAUUAGCUGAAAGCGGCUAGCUACAUAGCUAGCUAUCUUCAUCUUCGUCGUCAUCAUCGUCAUCGGCAUGCAGCAGCAGAUGGAGAACUCUGAGCUCUACCAAUUCCUCGCCGGCAACGGCGCUUCCUUCUUCACCCCCGCAUCGUACGGCCUUCCUCCUGCUGCAGCCUCCACAAUGCACAGUUUCUGCAGCUCCUCUUAUUACCCCUUGGAUUCUUCCGAAAUUACUGAUACGCCCCAGCAAGAUAGAGCCCUCGCCGCUUUGAAGAAUCACAAGGAGGCUGAGAAGCGCAGGAGAGAGAGGAUCAAUUCCCACCUCGAUAAGCUUCGCACUCUUCUUCCCUGUAAUUCUAAGACUGACAAGGCCUCGCUUCUAGCAAAGGUUGUCCAGCGAGUGAGAGAGCUGAAACAGCAAACUUCACAAAUCACCGAACUCGAAACCAUUCCUUCAGAGACAGACGAAAUCACCGUCCUGUCCACUAGCGGCGACUACGCCGGAGACGGAAGGCUCAUAUUCAAAGCCUCCCUAUGCUGCGAAGAUCGCUCCGACCUCAUACCUGAUCUCAUCGAAAUCCUAAAGUCGCUGCAUCUCAAAACCCUCAAAGCAGAAAUGGCAACACUAGGAGGAAGAACCCGAAACGUUCUUAUUGUGGCCGCCGACAAAGACCACAGCAUCGAAUCAAUCCACUUCCUCCAGAACGCUUUGAAAUCUUUGCUUGAACGUUCCAAUUCAAGCGAAAGAUCCAAACGGCGUCGCGUCCUGGACCGCAAAUUGAUUGUCUGAGUAAAUAGGGAGAGUCCAUUAAAUUGCAGAAGUCGUUCUCAUUUUCUUAGCAUUGGUAUUUCUAGGACGGUAGUUAACUCGUUAUGAGUUAAUUUGUGCGAUUUUAGUUGUUAGGUCGUUUGUUUUAAGAAAAGCAAAAUAUAUAAAUGAGAUAAUCAUGUGACAGGCGCUGGAGAGGGAUGACUAGGGUUUAUAUAUAUGUGGUGUUGGGAAUCUUUGCAUGUGAACUGAAUGUUGCAUGUAAGUAGGAAAAACCGGAGGGGAAAGAAUCUGACUCGUAGAUGAGGAAGAAAGAGAUAUAGUAAUGUACUGUGCGUGAUGUGUAACAGGUGACAACGAAGGGAAGGGCUCUGUAAUAUCUCUGUAAAAGCAAUGCUUCUGUGAGUUUCCAAGCUAUAGAAAAUGGCAUAUUCGUUUCUCUC